GCCAGCAUGUCGUUACAGUUAGGAAGACCCCCUCCCCCCCCAAACGCAUUCCUCCUUGCUUUAUGUAGCGUUUGAUUGGCCGUGACAGCAUGUCCGGGUGUAUAAAUAACAUAGGUGUGAAAAAGCUGGAAGAGAACACUUUCCAUCCCUCAGGAAACACUUCAUCUUCCGUGCAGUAAGAAGUCAAAAUGGAGCGUGGCGUCCUCGUGAUGAUCCUGCUCGCCGCUUGCUCGGCCGCUCCCGUCGAGCAGAGUCCAAACCAGGAGGUUGCCGCACACGCCCACGAGGCCCUGAGGUGGAUGGAGAUGUACAGGUUGUACCAGCAGCAGGGGAUGGUUGCCAACCCCUUUCUUCCUGCUGCAGCAGUUCCCGCUGAACCUGCCGCAGCAGAAACCGAAGCAGCGGUGGACGCGUCGCCGGCUCAGCUAGCCACUGACGCUCCCGCUCCUGCUGGUACUGCUCCUGCUCCAGCUCAGAUGGCUGGAGAAGCAUCAGAGGAAGAGACAGAAGAGGCCAACCCCGCCCCAAAAUCCGCUGCACCUCUAAACUCCGACGAGGGGGAGGAGGCGGAAGAAACAGAAGUAGCAGAAGAGGAGGAGGGAGCCGUGGCUGGGGUGCCCGCAGAUCCCGCAUCCGCCGUCCACGUGCCAGCCGAGGUCAACCAGGAUGCCGGGGUGGACGCCCCUGAAGCUGCUGCACCCCCUGCAGCACCUGUGCCAAAGUAAUGCUGCUUCUCAUUCGUUGGCGAUGUUAGAUAAAUGGAUUUCGUCCCCAAUGUGUAUCCUCUUUUAUUACAGCUAUUAAAUCAAACCAGAGCCAAUAAACGAGAGUUUUACAACUUUUUAUCUU
This is a messenger RNA of Nerophis ophidion (straightnose pipefish), 849 nucleotides long. It is a transcript of the gene enam, whose product is annotated as enamelin. The transcript has 8 exons. The coding region runs from base 189 to 725 and encodes 178 amino acids. Lineage: Eukaryota; Metazoa; Chordata; Actinopteri; Syngnathiformes; Syngnathidae. The record is from RefSeq and is a predicted model, not a curated record.